Colletes gigas is the source of this 2016-nucleotide messenger RNA. RefSeq names its product myelin transcription factor 1. The coding region runs from base 92 to 787 and encodes 231 amino acids. The record is from RefSeq and is a predicted model, not a curated record. Gene Ontology annotation, molecular function: metal ion binding. The transcript is spliced from 2 exons. Lineage: Eukaryota; Metazoa; Arthropoda; Insecta; Hymenoptera; Colletidae.
UUCUUAGUGUGGAUAGUAGCAUAACAGUUUAUAAUGGUUAUAUUAGAUUAGUGUUUGUUAAGGUAUAUUGUUAAUUAAUUGUAUAAGAAAGAUGGCUUCCUUGGUUGCGGAUUAUGGAGCUUCCUCAAGUUCGGAAAGUAGCAGUGACGAUGUUUCGGACAGUGCCGAUAACACUUUUAAGGAAGAAGAAGAUGAAGAAGAAGAGGAGGAGGAUGAUGAAGAUGAUGAUGAUAAUGAUGUUCAAGAAGAGGAAGAGGAAGAUGAGGAUGAAGAAAAUAAUGAGAGUAACAAAGGAGUACCAAAUAAUAUAGCUUCCAAAGAGAAACUUCCAUUACCAACCCCUGAUUUUAACGGCACACCCACCAUGAAAACUUCAGUCUUCUCAAAUCCGUUUGUUGAAGCAGAAAGAGCAAAGAGUGCAAUUCUUGAAAAGCAUGUCAAAAUGACUCCAACUCUAGAUGACACAAAAAUGAUAAAUGGUAGAAAGAUUUGUUGGAAUUACAGAAAAGGAAGAUGUCGUUUUGGCCAUAACUGUACCUUUGCACAUGAUUCUGACUUACAUCGUACAGCAGCAGAAUUAGAAGCAAUUCGUGCACCUCAAGAAACAAUUAUUUGUCAGACUCAGUAUAAUGGUCAAGUGCCAGUAAAUGAUGAUGAUGAAGUAGAUCAAGAAAAUAACCAAAUGAAUAAACGUAAAAAAAGGCCAGGAUUAAGUCAGUCCUUAAUACCCAGUAAGAAAGUCUUAAAAAUGUACAAAGCACAACAAGCUAAAGCUAUUAGUAGAUAAAUAUAGCUUUAUUAAUUAUACAUAUAAAUAAUAUCAGCAUGCAAUUAGCUAUUCUGAAAAGGGAAUAAUUUAUGAUUUAUAUACAGUAGUGCCCACAUAAGUGGCCGCGCUCGGGACCGGCCGCGGUCAUUUAUGUGGGCAUGGUUACUUCUCAGAAUUCAACGGAGAUAAGGAAAAAGCAUAAGUGCGAGUGAGAUAAAAUAGCUGGCACCCGAAAUCAUAUAUACAAUGUAUCCAUAACGAUCGGCGUCAAGUUACGCUCGAUGAUCAAAGGUGCUUGGCUUCUAAAAAUUGGUGAGGAUAACCGCGGUCAUUUAAGUGGACAAAAAUUCGGUCACUUAUGUGGGCACUACUCUACUUUGUAAUUCAAACAAGUUCAUACAAAUGGAAUUGAUAAUAACUUACAUCGAAAAUGCAAGCUAUAAAGCAUGAAAUGUUGUAUGAACAAGAGAACAUUAUAAGAGACUAAUUACUUCUUUAUAUACCAAGAGAAGUAUAACAAAGUAUGCACUUCUAGAGUGCAAUUAACUCUUCAAUAAAAAAAUGCUAGAGUUAAUUAACAAAUGCGUCACAAAUCAUAGCUACUUCGAAAUUACUUGGAAAUUUCAGAAUUAUUUAAAUACUACUUGAUAUUUAUAGAAAAGUGUUUGUUAUGUAUAUAAAAAGUACAUUUUACUUGUAUAGUUAAUACUUCCAGGGACCUGCAUAAAUGAAUCAUAAUUCAUUGUGUCUUGCAUACAAAUAGUUUUAUAAAUGUAGUUCUAUUUAUAUUUGGUAUUACUAACUUGCCCACAAUAACUGAAAUAUGUCUUCUUAUUACUUGUUUUUCAUUAUACAGUUUACAUUAGCUGUACGUUUUCUCUUCCACUGAAAAGAGGCAGCUAUUUGAAAGUUCUUUAUAACAGACUCUGAAGUAUUUACAAAUAGUCAGGAGCACUAUUGUAUUUAAAUAUUUUAUGAAGUAUUGCUACAGCUUUAAGAAGUUUUAGACACUGUUUAAUGUACAGAGCAAAAAAUUGUCACUUUAUGUAAGAAAGCUGUAUGUAAGAAAGGAUUAUAUGAGUUAUGUAUGAUACAAUAUUGUUAACAUUCUUUAACUACUAACAAUAAUGUUUAACUAUAAUAAUCAAGGUAUACCAAAAACAAUAAUUACGCUUCCACUAUUCGUUAUAUCUUUUUACAUGUUACAAGAUAUAAAACAAGGCUUAUAUGAUUCCAUACUGAAGUAA